AUGGGACAAGCUGAUUCACGUCCUUUACAAGAAAUGGUUGAUAAAAGCAAUUUCACUCCUGAAGAGAUCCAAAGACUCUAUAAAAGGUUUAUGAAACUCGACAAAGAUGGUUCGGGUUCCAUUGACCGAGAAGAAUUUCUUUCAAUUCCACAGAUUGCAAAUAAUCCUUUAGCAUCAAGGAUGAUUGCUAUAUUUGACGAAGAUGGUGGUGGAGAUGUAGAUUUUAAAGAAUUCAUUUCUGGCUUAAGUGCCUUUAGUGCAAAAGGAAAUAAAGUCGAAAAAUUGCGUUUCGCAUUUAAAGUUUACGAUAUGGACAGAGAUGGAUUUAUUUCUAAUGGAGAACUGUUUCUUGUUCUAAAAAUGAUGGUUGGAAAUAACCUUAAAGACAAUCAACUCCAACAAAUUGUUGAUAAAACUAUCAUGGAAGCAGAUAAAGACAUGGAUGGAAAGAUUUCUUUUGAGGAAUUUUGUUCAAUAGUAGAAUCUACUGACAUUGCAAAAAAGAAAUUGUGGCUUGUUUCUAUCACAUAUUUUAAAAAUAAUUUAUUCAAUCACCCUUAUUUUGAUAUGAAUUUGCUUAACAUUGCAAAUAAAUAG
Molecule: messenger RNA, 597 nt
Organism: Funneliformis caledonium
Lineage: Eukaryota; Fungi; Glomeromycota; Glomeromycetes; Glomerales; Glomeraceae
Source: the annotation of a GenBank genome assembly